Messenger RNA from Fusarium tjaetaba, 504 nucleotides. Its product is annotated as branched-chain amino acid aminotransferase. The record is from RefSeq and is a predicted model, not a curated record. Bases 1 to 504 code for a protein of 167 amino acids. The transcript has a single exon. NCBI's taxonomy places the organism in Eukaryota, Fungi, Ascomycota, Sordariomycetes, Hypocreales, Nectriaceae.
AUGACUGCUCGAGUCGCACCCGGCUCUUCAGCCUACGCUGAGCCGCCAGCUAUCGUUUCCCCUAAUGCCGACCACGAUGUCCUACGAGGCCGUAAGAGAGAACGAAGCAUGACCCGAGGAAGCGUCCGCUCAUUCCGAGCUGCUCCAACAGACGAGUCCAGCAACUUGCGAGGCCGCUCUCGCCGCCGUGCUGCUUCCCCAGCUCUGAGCUACGCAUCUCGACCAUCCUCACCUAGAAGAGUGCCAUCUCCCACAAGACGUCGACUUCUCCAUGCCCGCCUCCGCCGAGAACAUUGUCCUUCCCGUGUUGCGUCUCCUGUCGAGCAGCAACUCCAACAGCAUAGACCAGUUCGACGAAGGCAGCGAACUCGGAGCCAGAGCCGGGGCCCUCGGUUGGAGAUGGAGCUCUCAGCUCAGCAUUCCACUGAUGGGUUUUCAGGACUACGGAACGAGGUCCGAGCCUCAUCUUCUGACACAACAGACGAGGCCAAGUCCAACGCAUAA